This is a messenger RNA of Fusarium oxysporum Fo47, 902 nucleotides long. RefSeq lists its product as uncharacterized. The record is from RefSeq and is a predicted model, not a curated record. The transcript has a single exon. Lineage: Eukaryota; Fungi; Ascomycota; Sordariomycetes; Hypocreales; Nectriaceae. The coding region runs from base 300 to 662 and encodes 120 amino acids.
AGCGUAAUUAUAAAUAUCUACAAAACCGUGUCGAGCUGCCUUUAUCUUGACUCUUGAUUUUAAAACUUUCAUCAUCUCGUACAAUCUGUGCCGUUAUUUUGAGCAAACACGCGCAAAGCAUACUCCGAAACCAGUCACAAGACCUCGUCACGAUAUCACAGCUAUCAGGAUAUCUAUCCCCUGAAAACCUAUAUAAAGACUGUCUCACACAUACAUUAUCUUGACCGUACUCAUCACACAAAAAUCAUUAACGCUUCGAGACCCAAACCAAUUCACGUCUCACUCAAACACCUGACAAAAUGAAUCCCACUGCGCCAACAACCGCAGCCCCUACCUCUGGCAACGCCAACAGCUAUUUUAGCAUUCACAAGACACAAUCCACAGAGACAACUCCUGUGUCAACCCCUGGAUUCAAGGGUGAGGAGUUCGACCAAGCUGGACACAAGCUUCCUGCCCUCAACCGCGAGUUCCCCAAGCCUACAGAGGAACUCGACAUCCAAAGCAUGCUUGAUCGUCAACCUGGCCGAUGGACCACCAAGGGACAAAUCGAGGCCAACCAGCGCCGAGCCCAACAUGCUCGCAACGAGGAAGAGAUCAAGGCUCAGCGCAUGCGAGACUUCGAGAAAGCCAAGGAAGAGCUCCGUUCUUCAUGGCGGUUCUAGGCCACCUGCCCCAAACUUCACCUACGGAGGACUUUAAAGCUGUAUCGGUUUACACGUGAUGAAAAACCAACUGGCGCAUUGUUUUCAGGGCUAUACCAAGAGUUCAACGAUUUACGACACUACGAAUAGACAUUAGAGAUCUGGCUUGUACGAUUGAGAAUACAGGAUAGAUAGAUUGGGCAGAGAAGAGUAUUUGCAUUUCUAGCAAUUUAGAGGUUCAACAUGAAUUCACUUUUGAAU